Messenger RNA from Pogona vitticeps (central bearded dragon), 3975 nucleotides. The record is from RefSeq and is a predicted model, not a curated record. NCBI's taxonomy places the organism in Eukaryota, Metazoa, Chordata, Lepidosauria, Squamata, Agamidae.
GCAGCAGCAGCAGCAGCGGGAGGUUUUGCUCUUUACGGGCCGAAAGGGUUUCUCCCGGGCGCCCUUUCCCCUCCCGCCGGAAUGACCUCCUAGGCGCCUAGUGGGCGGCGCCCGCUUUGGCCCUGUCCAAACGGCGAGAGGAGAGGGGAAGGGGGGGGAAGACAAGGCACUUGAGGGCCCCGUCCCAGCCCUCUUUCCCAAGCCUAUAUAGAGCCCGGAGGGCGCCGCUCCUCCCGGGAAGCAGCCCGGCACUUGCGCUUUUGGAUCCGGCGGCGGCUGCGCCUCGAUGGCAGCGCUGAGUCCCUACGUGCCUGAGCUGCGGCGCCUGCUAGAGCGAGACCCUUAUCUGGCUCCUUUUGAGGAAGACCUCCAGCGCAGGUAUGGGAUCUUUCAUCAUACGUUGAAGAGCAUUGAAGAAAAUGAAGGUGGCCUUGACAAAUUCACCAAGAGUUACCUAACAUUUGGAAUCAACAAAUUCGUUGAUGGAGGGCUAUAUUGCAAAGAAUGGGCUCCUGGAGCAAAAGCAGUGUUUCUUACCGGUGAUUUCAAUAACUGGAAUCCAUCUUCCCACCCAUACAAGAAAAUGGAUUAUGGGAAAUGGGAGUUGUUCAUCCCUGCUGGGCCAAAUGGAUUUUCUCCUGUUCUUCAUGGAUCAAAACUAAAGCUUGUGAUAGAAACUCAAAACGGAGAGAUUCUUUAUCGCAUUUCUCCUUGGGCAAGAUAUGUAGUUCGUGAGGAUGCCAAUAUCAACUAUGACUGGGUGUUCUGGGACCCACCCCUUCCGUAUAGAAGGAGACAUCCUAUUCCUAAGAAGCCGAAAAGCUUAAGGAUCUAUGAAUCUCAUGUGGGAAUUGCUUCCCCUGAAGGGAAAAUAGCUUCAUAUAAAAACUUCACACACAAUGUACUUCCGAAAGUCAAGGAUCUUGGAUAUAACUGUAUUCAGUUAAUGGCAGUGAUGGAACAUGCUUAUUAUGCCAGUUUUGGUUAUCAGAUUACAAGCUUUUUUGCUGCAUCAAGCCGUUAUGGACCUCCAGAUGACUUGAAGGAACUGAUAGAUGUUGCCCACUCAAUGGGAAUCACAGUCCUCUUGGAUGUCGUACAUAGUCAUGCCUCGAAGAAUUCUGAAGAUGGACUGAACAAAUUUGAUGGAACAGAUGCUGGCUUCUUCCACUCUGGUCCUAGAGGGACACAUACACUAUGGGAUAGUCGACUUUUCAACUAUGCAGACUGGGAAGUCUUGCGGUUUCUUCUUUCUAAUCUAAGAUGGUGGGUAGAAGAAUAUAGCUUUGAUGGCUUUCGAUUUGAUGGUGUAUCAUCUAUGCUGUAUCACCAUCAUGGUGUUGGUGAAGCCUUUAGUGGAGAUUAUAAUGAAUAUUUUGGUAUGCAUGUAGAUGAAGAUGCUCUGGCAUACCUAACAAUGGCAAACUACAUGAUACAUCUCUUGCAUCCGGAAUGUAUAACAAUAGCAGAGGAAGUGUCUGGGAUGCCGGCUCUUUGCUGUCCAGUGACAGAAGGAGGAAUAGGAUUUGAUUAUCGGCUGGCCAUGGCAAUUCCUGACAAAUGGAUUCAGAUAAUUAAGGAGCUAAAGGAUGAAGACUGGGACAUGGGAAAUAUUGUGUUCACAUUAACGAAUAGACGAUACGGAGAGAAAUAUAUUGCAUAUGCAGAGAGUCAUGACCAGGCUCUUGUUGGUGAUAAGACCUUGGCAUUCCGUCUAAUGGAUGCAGAGAUGUAUGACAAUAUGAGUGUUUUGGCACCUUUUACACCAGUUAUUGAUCGAGGAAUACAGCUUCAUAAAAUGAUACGCCUCAUUACCCAUGCAUUGGGAGGAGAGGGCUACCUUAAUUUCAUGGGUAACGAGUUUGGGCAUCCAGAAUGGCUAGAUUUUCCCAGAAAAGGAAAUAAUCAAAGCUACCAUUAUGCUAGGAGACAGUUUCAUUUAGCUGAUGAUCAACUUCUUCGCUAUAGAUUCCUAAAUGCAUUUGAUAGAGAUUUGAACAAACUGGAAGAAAGAUUUGGCUGGCUUGCAUCACCACCGGCUUACAUCAGUGAAAAACAUGAGUCAAACAAAGUUAUUGCUUUUGAGAGGGCAAAUCUCCUAUUUAUAUUCAAUUUCCACCCAUCUAAAAGCUAUACAGAUUACAGAGUUGGUAUAGAAAAACCGGGGAAGUAUCAAAUUGUAUUGGAUUCUGAUGCUCCAGAGUAUGGAGGACAUGGCAGAUUGGACCAUAAUACAGAAUUCUUCUCUCAGAAUUGUUCACAAAAUAAUCGACCUAAAUCUCUUUUGCAACCCAAUUCACUGAAUGAAAGUGGUGGCCAGCACAGAGGACAGCAGGACACAUACUACCUGGAGGUUUACAUUCCAAGCAGAGUGGGCCUCGUGCUUCAGAAUAUGGAUAUUCAGAACUGAAAAUUUUCAUUCUAGAACUGCAUCUAUAUCAGCAAAGGCCAAGUGGUAUUUUGAUUGGUGGUGGUAUCUAGGACUUACUGUUCCAAAAACAUUUUUAUUUCAAGAUACAUUGAUAUUGGGAGAUUCUUAUAUAUGUUUAUUCUCAGUUUAUAACUCUUAAGCCUUCUGAUUGUGAAUUGCUUAUUCAAAGUGAGCAUAUAUGAAAGUGGAAGAAAGAAGAUGGUGUUGCUAACAGCUGGAUGUUACAAAAAUAGACUUUGGAACAUUUGGUAAUCUAAAAGUAAGGUUUUCCGGUAUUCUAUCAGGAAUAAUAUGAUCUAUUUCAAAAUGCAUGCUCUGUUUUCAACUAUUUGCUGCAAUUCCAUUUAUAAUUUGUUUUGAAUUUAUUUUUAAAUAGUCUAUAUUUCCAUUAGUUAUUAUUAUAAUUUUGACAUAAAAGGCUAAUAUAUUUCUUGAACACUGGAUUACAAGUUACAGGGAUUUUUGUUUUGUUUUCUUGUACUGAACCACUUUUUAAAAAGGAGUUAUAAGACUUAAUAAAAUGUUUGCAGGACAUUGAUUUGGGGAAACCACAAGAUUGAAGAAAUUCCAUUUACAGAAGGACUUUAACAAUUUUUUUCAAAGUAAACCCACUGACACUGAGACAUAGGUCCAUGGAUUUGUAUUUAUCAAACUAUAUGACAUAUAAUUUUUAAAAAUGGAGUCUAAGUCUUAUUUUUUUAUAGCAAUAGCUUCAAAAUAUUAACAAAACAUAGCCAAAAUCCUGUUGUGCAGCUCCAUGUGUGCAAUGAAGACAAUGUCUUCAGUAGUGACAAAUCACCACUAUUUAAAAUCUUUCUCUGGCAAUGUUCGGGUGCACACUAAUCAAUCAUAUUCUGUUUAAGUCCCUUGCACUGUGGAAUCGCCAGAGAAUAUCUUUGAUCAGUAGUGACUUGCCGCUGAUUAUGAUGUCAUUCCCAUUGUGCUCACAGAACUGCACAACAAAAUUUUAGCUAAUAUUUUCUGUCUAUAGAGAUUUGAACGAUGACCAGUUUUGUACUUGUGUCUGUGUGUGUGUUCAGCACUCGUGGAAGCAAGACUUUCUUUACUUCCUCCACCCACUUCAGAUCUUUAUGGCACAAAUAACCUGUUGUAGAGGUUGUAGUGGCCCUCCAGAGCAAGCUUUUCUAGUUUAUACUCGAAACAUUACUGAUUUAGGUGGAAGCAGACAUGAUUCAUUGGGUUAAGAGAACUCUAGGAUAGAGCUUUGAACAUAUGUGAGACAUAUGAGAUUGAAGUAUUUCUGGAUUAAAGUUUAGUAGUCUUCAGUAGUUUAGUAAUAGGAAACUGGCUCAUCACUGGUUAUGCCUUAUCUUGAGUGUUGUGUCCAGUUCUGGGCACCACACUUUAAGAAGGAUGCCAAAAAACUGGAACAAGUCCAGAGGAGAGCAGCGGGAUCAGGGAACUGGAAACCAAGCCCUGCGAGGGAAGAUUGAAAGAACCAGGCAUGUUUAACUUUGAGAAAAGAAGACUGAAGAGGAAUAUGAGAGUACUUUUCAAAUACUUGAAAGGUAUUACAGAGGAGG